AUGAUGGAGGAGCAUCACAUCGAAGGAUUCGAUGCGCCCUCGUUCUUCACCCUGCACGACUACGAUGCCUCCGGGGCAUGGACUCCCGACGAAGUACGCAAGACAUACGGUCUCGAUGACGAAUCCAAUAGCGGUGUGAGCAAGUCUCGCAAGGAGUCAGCCAUCCGCUCCGUAUUCGAUCUCUUCGAUCCGACAAACAGGGGCUCCAUCAGCCGAGAUGACUGGUUGAAGGCCGUUUCAGCUGGGACACGGUUGCCCGAUCUCGGCUUCGGGCCCGGCCACCAUGGCGACAUUGAGUAUGAAUAUGAGAUUCACCACUUUGAAAAAUACCACGGAGACGAUGCCACGGAGGAGGAAUUGACCCACCCCGAGGACAUUGAGCAUUUCCGACAGCACGACGAAAUGGAGGCUGCUCAAAUGCGACUUGAGAAGCUGGAGCGGAUGCAGGUUGUCGAAGCCAACAUCCCCUCCAAGUUCCGCCGUGCCCUUUAG
Molecule: messenger RNA, 492 nt
Organism: Penicillium canariense
Lineage: Eukaryota; Fungi; Ascomycota; Eurotiomycetes; Eurotiales; Aspergillaceae
Product: nucleobindin SSP120
Exons: 2
Coding region: 1-492 (163 amino acids)
Cellular component (GO): extracellular exosome; endoplasmic reticulum-Golgi intermediate compartment
Molecular function (GO): calcium ion binding
Source: RefSeq, a predicted model, not a curated record